Messenger RNA from Apiotrichum porosum, 3348 nucleotides. RefSeq lists its product as uncharacterized. Gene Ontology annotation, molecular function: protein binding. NCBI's taxonomy places the organism in Eukaryota, Fungi, Basidiomycota, Tremellomycetes, Trichosporonales, Trichosporonaceae. The coding region runs from base 1 to 3348 and encodes 1115 amino acids. The transcript has 2 exons. The record is from RefSeq and is a predicted model, not a curated record.
AUGCACUUUGCCCCCCAAUGGGUCAAGCCCAUCAAGCCCACGGGCUCGGCGCUCACGCCGACGUCCGAGGUGCCCCCGCAGCACCACCACCACCAUCACCACCACUCCAAGGUCGCGCCCUCGUCGUCGCCCUUCCCGGCUCUUGGCCAGCCGCGUUCCGGAUCGCCCAACGCCGCCACUGCCCAUGUCAACCCGCCGCCUCUCUCGUACUCGCGCGUCACCCACACCCAGGCGUCGCCGUCGAUGGGCGGGGAUGGCUACUUUCCCUACAAUGGCGACGGGAACGGUGAUGCCGACCCCAGCCCUUUCCCCUUCCGCUACAGCCGCGAGCAGAUCCUCGCCGUCUGGGACGAGGACAAGUUCAAGGAGCGGCCCAUCGAGCUCCUUCAGCUGGCUGAGAGCGGCGCAGUGCUCGUGAGCAAGAACGUCGUCAAGCCCGUGGGUCUGCGCGAUCUCACCGACUUGGAGAAGAAGCUCCUCUCCACUUCCGUGCACCCGCCCAUGCCGACCCGUCGCCCCGCCCAUAACCAGGUGGACCCCGCGGCUCCCAUGGCUCGUCGCGCUCCCCAGCCUGUCGGCGGGGGCGGCGGCGGCGGUGCUGGUGGAGGCGGCGGUGGUGGCAGCGGAAAAGAGCAGGCAGCUCCCGCGCCCCAGCAGCCCAACAACCCUCGUGCUGGCUUUGGCGGCUUUGGACGCGGCGAAGGCGGCGCGUUCGGAGGAGCAGCCAAAUUCAGCGGAGCGCUCGCCGAAGGCCGCCAGCCUGGUGGUCUCGGCGGCGGCUUUGGCGGCGUUGGAAAGCGCGCGCCCCGCCGCGACGCCGACGAUCCGCUCCGUCCCUCGGCUGCCCCCACCUGGCGCUCGGCGAGGAAUGCCUCUGGCGCGUUUGAGGGCGUGCUAGGGUUUGGCGGUGGUCAGCCCGCCCCGGCCCAGCAGCAGCAGCAAGAACAGCAGCCCGACGACCCGGCCGUCAAUAGCAAGUCCGCCGAGGACGAGCGCUUGAGCUGGGCCGCAGGCCAGCGCAAGUGGCGAGCCACUCCUCAGGAGGACACGGCCCUGGACUCGCACCAGGAAGUUGCUUCCGAGUCGGUCAUUGCCACUGCCUCGGCGACGCCCCUCCUCGAGCGUGACGCUACCAUGCUCCGCGAGGCCACGCCGACGCCGUCCAACGCCCACUCCGAGGCCUCACAGGCUCAGGAGCGUGAGGAUCUCGGUGCCAUCAACUGGCUCUACCGCGACCCCAACGGCCAGGAGCAGGGUCCGUUCUCUGGCAACCAGAUGCACGAGUGGUACUCGCACUCGUACUUUAAGGACGACCUCCCGAUCCGUCGCCAGCACGAGACCACGUUCCACACGCUGUCCGAGCUCAAGACCUUCACUGGUAACGCCGUCCAGCCUUUCCUCUCGACCGUCCGCCCCCGUCUUCCCCCCAACCUUCCUAUCCCUCUCGCUGCCAUCCAGACCACCCAGAUUUCUCCCAGCCCUUCGCCUGGCCUGAAUGAGCAGUUCCACCGCCUCAACCUCCAGCAGCAGCAGCAACAGCAACAACAGCAGCAGCAGCAGGCGUACAACGCGCAGCCGUACCCCAACCACUACGGCCAGCCCCAGUACAACCCCGUCCCCACCUACCUCAAUGGCCAGCAGCCUUGGAGCCCUGCUCCCGGUCCUCAGAGCCCGGCUCGCAUGAACGGCCCCUACGGCUCCAUCGGCGGUCACCAGCAGCAGCCGCAGUACGGCUUUGGCGCUGCUCCCAUUGGUACCCCCGUCCAGCGUGCCCCCGACGUGUUCUCUGCUUCGGCCAUUGGCCAGCCCUCGCCUUGGGGUGCCCCCAGCCCUGUUGCUGCCUGGCAGCAGCAGCAGCCCCACCUUGCCGCCGCCCAGGCGCCUGUCCCCGCUCCCAUCCCUGCCCCUGUCCACCAGGCUCCCAUUGAGGAGCAGUACAUCCUCCCCGCGGAGCCUGUUGCCCAGUACCAGCCUGAGGCGGAGGAGCAGCAGCAGCCCAUUGAGCCCGAGUACAUUGCCGCCGAGGACGAGUUUAUCGCCGAGUCCGAGUCCGAGGUCGACGAGGCUCUCGAGCUUGAGUACGAGUCUGAGGAGGAGAUCAUCGAGGAGCCGGUCGUCGAGGACGAGCCCACGCCCGAGGUCGAGGCUGUUCAGCUUCCCCCCGCUGCCGCUGCUUGGGGCAAGACCCCCAAGACGUCUGCCAGCCGCAAGUCGUCGGUCAGCGGCCCUACCCCGGCCCAGGCUUCGAAGCUCCCCCCUCCCCCCGCGUCGCUCCCCGCCAAGCCUGCCGCUUCCAAGGCUGCCGAGACCGCUCCUGCCCUCGCUGUCGUCACUCCCGUGACCCCGGCCAAGGCCGAGAAGCCCAAGGCCGCCCCCUGGGCCGCUACUCCUACCGCCUCGCACGGCCCGUCGCUCCGCGAGAUCCAGGAGCUCGAGGCUCGCCAGGCCGAGGCCCGCAAGCAGGCGCUUGCUGAGGCUCGCGCUUCUGCUUCCCCCGUCCCCAUCGUCCCCUCGACCGCGUCGGACGACAUGCCCACCUCGCUUGCCUGGGGUCUCCCCCAGCAGGGUUCCAAGAGCUCGGUGUCGCCCGCUCCCCCCUCCUCGGCGGCUCCCGCUUGGGGCGGCAGCAGCGACACGCCCAAGAAGACCCUCAAGCAGAUCCAGGAGGAGGAGGAGCGCCGCAAGCAGAAGCUGGACGCCCAGGCCCGCGCCGCCUCUGGCGCCGCUGCCGCUGCUACCGUCAAGCGCGGCUACGCCGACCUCGCCGCCACUGUGGCCCCCACCCCUGCUCAGGCCGCCGCGGCCGCCGCGCAGGGCUGGUCCACCGUCGGUGCCAGCGGCAAGGUCACCGCUGCCCCCACCAAGCCCACCGCUACUCCGGUCAUCCAGAAGACUGUUGUCACGCCCAAGGCUACCACCCCUGCCCCCGUCACCGUCGUUGUCCCCUCGGCCACUGUCAAGUCGAACGGCGGCUCGGACGACACCCAGCCCUCGGUCGAGUUCAUCCGCUGGACCAAGCAGGCCCUCACGGGCCUCACCGUCAACGUCGACGACUUUAUCCAAAUGCUCCUCCAGUUCCCCAUCGACCCCCCGGCCUCGUCCCGCGCCGACCUGCUCGAGAUCAUCUCGGACAGCGUGUACGCCUCGUCGUCGACGCUCGACGGCCGCCGCUUCGCGCAGGAGUUCUUCACCAAGCGCAAGGCCGACACGCAGCGCAACAACGCGUCGGGCGCCCGCGGCGUCCAGAAGAUUGCCUCGCUCGCCGACGUCGUCAAGACCCAGCCCAAGCAGCCCAGCGCCGACCUCGGCUUCAAGGUCGUCAAGGCCAAGAAGGGCCGCAAGGCUUAG